AUGUACUAUGCGACCAAGAAUAAUUCGCUAUUUCCCAUGUCUCAGGAUUGGAUUUCAUUUUGGUCGCCAGUUUCUUUGUUCUCCAGAACUUCCGGAAAUAUGCAAGACGCGAUCGAUAGAUUGUACACUUUAUCUGUUAAACAAAUCCAAAUGGCUUAUGACAGUGGUUAUGAUGAUCUUAAAAAUCAGUACGGUGGUUCAUCCUCGUCUUCAAUAAGAUUUUUGACGCCACAUUCGGUGUCAUCGCAAUCACUGGGGUUUGGAACCAUUGGAGCCUUCAAAAAACAUAGUUAUGCAGAAAUUGAGUAUUGGGCGACUGGAAAGAACGGUAGAAGAUCGUUAAUUAGAGUGAAGGGAAGCUUGGAUUUUGGUAAUGUGGAGAAUAUUAGUAUAUACUGGGCACAUACGGGAGAAUAUCUCGAUAUACCGCUAGGAGGAUUCGAUAAUUAUCAGCAAUACAAAACAUCAAAACCACCAGAUAUAAUCGAAGCCGAAUAUCGCGAUAUAAAAAAAGACGAAUAA
Acaulospora colombiana is the source of this 522-nucleotide messenger RNA. The record is from the annotation of a GenBank genome assembly. NCBI's taxonomy places the organism in Eukaryota, Fungi, Glomeromycota, Glomeromycetes, Diversisporales, Acaulosporaceae.